GGCGCGUGCUGUGCCCGAUGUCGGAAACAGAAGAAAACGCUAGGAGCUUGCGAGCGUCUCGCCGGCGAAUUCGAACGAUCAAAAUUGCCGUCGGCGCGCGCAUUAAACCCUAAACCCUCGAUUCCUUGCGCGGGAAGUCGGGGAUGGCAGCCAUUGGAGAGAGCUCCGGCGGCGGCGACAAGCCACUGAUCGUCCGUGUCAAGCGCAAGGCCUCCCAGUCCCCCGUCGACGCUUUCUGGUUGGAGAUCAACGAGCGGCCGCUGAAGAGACCCUUUCUCGAUUUCGAGAAACUGUCUAUCUCAGACGCUUCUGUAAAGGAGAAUGACUUGAAGAUUAAAAGGGUGUUAGUGAAGCAUGUUGAAAGCACAAACAGAUCCAAGGCUGACUUCGAUUUAUUGCAAUCAUUUCUGCCUAGAUCUGCUGAAAUGUCUGAAUCUAAUACGGUUAUGGAGGAUAGAAGACGCGCAUUUAAGAAGGACAAUAUACAAGAGGAGUUGCUGUCUAAAGCGAGAGAGGCAAAAGAGACAAUUGCAAAAAAUGCUCGCUUUGAGCAAAUAUGGAGGAGACGUAAAGGUAGUGAAGGGGACACGGACAACAAAGCUCUUCAUGAAAUGUAUCAGUUUUAUGAUGUUGUUCGUGUUGACGGUGAAGAAAAAACCAGCACGGUCUCAAAGGAAGAAGAUUUAUCGUUGGAGGAUCAAAGGAUGUUGUCUAGUUAUCUACCUCUUUUGAGAGAAUUUAUUCCAAGUGCUGCAGCAGAGAUUGAAUCCGAUUUGAAGGUCCACAAGUCAGAACAAGGAGCCACCGAUGAUUAUAUAUAUGACUACUAUGCAGUAAAUGAUGACGCAGACAUGAAGGAUGAUUCUUUUAGCAAAUUUCCGCUAGUGCAAGUGGAUGAGGAUGAUUUUUUUGAUGGGCCUGAUGAAUCAGAUAUCGAGAGCGAUGAUUCUAAUGCCGAGAAUAAUCCUCUGAAUGAUUAUCCUGAAGAGGAAUCUGAAGAGGAAAAAAAGAGUGAAGAUUCUGAUGGUCAAUCUGAAGAGGACGAGGAGGAAGAAGAAGAAGAAGAAGAAGAAGAGAGUGAUACGGAAUCUGAGGAUUCGGUACUGCGUUGUUCGUCAAAUAUAGAUGAUUCAUUUGAAGAUGUGAUGGGGUAUGAUGACAAUGUACUUGAUCACAAUCACGAUCACGAUCACAAUCACAAUCACGAGGAGGGUGAAGGUGAGGGUGCUGACUGGAGAUGGUCCUACCGAUGAAGCUCGGCCACCAUGAAUCAGAGAUUCACUGUCGACCUGUUGCGUGGAACGAAGUGCUAUUAGUAAUUAUUGAUAAUUGCCAUGUUCGGUUUGUUACACAUGAGAGACAAUCUUAGUUAAUUAGGAACUCUGGUAACAGAUUGUUAAUACUGCAGCGAUUUGGUGGAUCAACGAAAAAAAUGCAUAUAAGUGUCUCUGAAUGUAUUUGGAUAGCGUUGCCAA
This is a messenger RNA of Eucalyptus grandis, 1475 nucleotides long. RefSeq names its product RNA-directed DNA methylation 4. Lineage: Eukaryota; Viridiplantae; Streptophyta; Magnoliopsida; Myrtales; Myrtaceae. The record is from RefSeq and is a predicted model, not a curated record. Bases 144 to 1253 code for a protein of 369 amino acids. The transcript has 10 exons.